Messenger RNA from Didymosphaeria variabile, 780 nucleotides. RefSeq lists its product as uncharacterized. NCBI's taxonomy places the organism in Eukaryota, Fungi, Ascomycota, Dothideomycetes, Pleosporales, Didymosphaeriaceae. The coding region runs from base 1 to 780 and encodes 259 amino acids. The record is from RefSeq and is a predicted model, not a curated record. The transcript has a single exon.
AUGGCGCGCAUAUUCAUAACAGGUUCCUCCGACGGGCUCGGCUCGAUCGUCGCCCAACGCCUCGUAGCUCGCGGUCACUCGGUCGUUCUCCACGCCCGCAGUGCACAACGCGCCGAUGACGCGACAAAGGCGUGCCCUGGCGCCGAAACUGUGGUCACAGGCGACCUUUCCAGCAUCACCGAUACCAAGAAGCUCGCCGACGAUGUGAACAAGCUCGGAUUCUUCGAUUGCGUCAUUCACAACGCGGGCCUCUUCCGCCAACCGUACAGCGAAACAGCAGACGGCAUACCUCCGCUCGCAGCUGUGAACACCCUCGCGCCGUAUAUCCUUACGUGCUUGAUCAACCGACCGAAGAGGCUGGUCUUCGUGUCGAGUGAUAUGCACCAAAGCGGAGACGGUAGUCUGGAAGACAUCUUGUGGAGACAACGAGGGGAGAAGGAAUAUGAUCCCAUCAAAGCGUAUCGCGCGAGCAAGGUGCACAAUGUCAUGUUUGCGAAAGCCUUUGCGCGCCGAUGGCCAGAUGUUCAGAGCAAUUCGCUAGAUCCAGGCUGGUUGCCAACAAAGAUGGGCGGCGCAGCAGCAUCUGGGGAUACGGAAGCAGCGGUGGCUACAUAUGUUAUGCUGGCGGAGGGGGAAGAGAAAGAUGCGCAACGCAGCGGCAUCUACUACAAUCCUGGUCCGAGAGAAGGACGGCCGCAGGCUGUUACGGAUGAUGAGACAGCUCAGGAAAGGUUGCUGCAGAUUUGCGCUGACUUCACGGGCGUGCAAUUACCCGCUUGA